This is a messenger RNA of Nestor notabilis (Kea), 1090 nucleotides long. It is a transcript of the gene UBE2I, whose product is annotated as ubiquitin-conjugating enzyme E2I. NCBI's taxonomy places the organism in Eukaryota, Metazoa, Chordata, Aves, Psittaciformes, Psittacidae. Gene Ontology annotation, cellular component: nucleus. Bases 12 to 488 code for a protein of 158 amino acids. Gene Ontology annotation, molecular function: SUMO conjugating enzyme activity. The transcript has 6 exons. The record is from RefSeq and is a predicted model, not a curated record. Gene Ontology annotation, biological process: protein sumoylation.
GGACUGUGAAUAUGUCUGGCAUAGCUCUUAGCAGACUGGCACAGGAGAGAAAAGCCUGGAGAAAAGACCAUCCAUUUGGAUUCGUAGCAGUACCCACGAAAAAUCCAGAUGGCACAAUGAAUCUAAUGAACUGGGAGUGUGCUAUUCCAGGAAAGAAAGGGACACCAUGGGAAGGAGGCUUAUUUAAAUUACGGAUGCUUUUCAAGGAUGACUACCCUUCUUCACCCCCAAAAUGCAAAUUUGAACCACCGUUAUUCCACCCAAACGUGUAUCCUUCAGGCACAGUGUGUCUCUCCAUCUUAGAGGAGGAUAAGGACUGGAGGCCAGCAAUCACAAUUAAACAGAUCUUGUUAGGAAUACAAGAACUCCUAAAUGAACCAAAUAUUCAAGACCCAGCUCAAGCAGAGGCUUACACAAUUUACUGCCAAAACAGAGUGGAAUAUGAAAAGAGGGUUCGAGCACAAGCCAAGAAGUUUGCACCAUCAUAAGCAUCUGUCAUGCAGCAUCUUAAAAAGGAAGGGAUUGGUUUGGCAAGAACUUGUUUACAAAACUUUUGCAAAAUCUAAUGUUGCUAUGUACAAUUACUAUCCACUUAGGGGAGGGGGUUGUAUGUGUGCCAUUUUCCAUAUUCGCCACUUGUAUACAGUUCUAAAUUUGCUGAAUUGCCCCCAGUUUUUUCAUACAGGGUCUCUUCCUUCAGUCUUUUGUAUUUUUGAUUGUUAUGUAAAACUUGCUUUUAUUUUAAUAUUGAUGUCAGUAUUUCAACUGCUGUAAAAUUACAAACUUUUAUACUUCUAUAAAUUCACUAGUAUCUCUAGUUCCUUUGCUCUCUGAUGCAGGCAUGCUUUAAAAUGUUAGACCUAUAUUUAGCCUCUAGCUGGCUGUAUGAAAAACAAACAAAAAUCAUGUCCUCCACCCCCUUCCCUCCCUGAAUUUGUUUUUCUAUCUUUGAGAAACUAGGUUGUUACUGCUUAAGAGCCUCCAAGAUCCAAAGUCAGCCAGCAUCCUUACUCUGCAUCACUUCCUUUGUGUUUAUAUGGCAUUCUGUCUGUGUUGCUGUUUAGAAUAAAUAAACUGUUUAUAUAAAGGG